AUGGAGAGGUCAACAACAAUAACGACGAGCUGGUGGAGCUCAGGGGUGAGGGACGAUAUUUUGGAGUCACAGAUCCAGAGCUGUCGCAGCCCGUGUGCUCCAACUGCCACCGCCGCGGCCACAUCCGCGCCAACUGCAAGGUCGUCGUCUGCCACGCGUGCGGCAAAGUUGACGACCACUACGAAACACAGUGUCCGAACUCCAUGGUGUGCACCAACUGCGGUGAGCGCGGCCAUUUCCGCAACCAGUGCAAGCAGAGACGGAAAUUCAACUUCUGCACCGACUGCAACUCGAAAACCCACUCCGCCGACCGCUACGCCGAACAUCAACGGGUCUGCGUUCACGGGCGAAAAUCUGCCUCGCCAGCUCCGAAGACAGUACCAUUCGUCGCAAUCCAGAAAGCGGCGGCCGCUGUUUGAAGAAUAUCGAGAAAACGGACACAGAGACAAGCGUCAGAAAAAGUACGACCAGGGCGACAAAAACAACAAGAUCGAAAAGAAGGACAAAAACGGCAAGUUCGGCGGCAAGUACAAAGACAACAGGACGCCCCAGCCCAAGAAGUCCGGGGUACUCCCGCAGAAACCAGCAGGCCUGCCUGCUCCGUCGCGGUCUGGAUAUGUGUCCAAGCGAAAACGUAAGGAGAAGAAGGACAAGCGGAGAUGA
Molecule: messenger RNA, 663 nt
Organism: Ogataea angusta
Lineage: Eukaryota; Fungi; Ascomycota; Pichiomycetes; Pichiales; Pichiaceae
Exons: 2
Coding region: 1-663 (220 amino acids)
Source: RefSeq, a predicted model, not a curated record